Molecule: messenger RNA, 1341 nt
Organism: Ooceraea biroi (clonal raider ant)
Lineage: Eukaryota; Metazoa; Arthropoda; Insecta; Hymenoptera; Formicidae
Source: RefSeq, a predicted model, not a curated record
GUGAACACCAUGUUCAAUGGGGAGUUCGUGGCGGGUGAGAAGACCGCUAAUAAAAGUAUAAACACGAGAAAUCGUGAACUCUUUAAGACAUCGGAUUUGCAAGAGUGGUUCACGCAAUACGUGAUCGAACCCACCCUAGCGUCUCUCGAGGAGUUCCAGGAGCGCGAUAGCGGGUGGGCAUUGUCGCGUAUAUUGAACUUGACCAUCAACGUGAACAGACACAAUCCGAUGCACGCUGGAUGUCGCAUUAAAUUACCGGAGAAGAUAAAGAAGAAGAAAGCAGUGGUGAACGUGCAAUCGAAGGACAAUGCGUGCUUCGCGUGGUCGGUGAUUGCCACUCUGUAUCCAGCAGAAAGACACACGGAACGUCAAUCUUCAUAUCCGCAUUAUACAACGGUGCUGAAUCUCAAGGGCAUAGAGUUUCCAGUGUCGUUGAAGCAAAUAAAAAAAUUUGAGCUUCUGAACGACAUCUCGAUAAAUGUAUAUGCCAUCCAGGAGAAGAAGAAGAAGGAAGAGGAAAAACUCAUGAUCGUGCCGAUACGACUCGCUGAUGAGAAGAAGUGCAAGCAUGUGAACCUGCUAUACAUGCAGGAUCCGCUUGACAACGUGGGACAUUUCGCGUACAUCAAGAAUCUGUCUCGGCUGGUGAGCUCACAACUUAGCAGCAAUAAACGAAAAAAAUAUAUUUGUGAUCGAUGUCUACAUUAUUUCUAUACCAACGAGAAAUUGGAGGCCCACACCGCGGAUUGCCAACGAAUGAAUGACUGCGCCAUCGUUCUGCCAAAUGAAGAGGACAAGUGGUUAAGUUUCACCAACUACAACAGGAAGGAGAGAAUACCGUUCGUCGUGUACGUCGAUCUGGAAUGUAUCCUGCAGAAGACGGAGGAGGACGACCCGAAGCUGUACCAUCGUCACCAGGUAUUCAGCAUCGGGUAUUACGUGCGAUGUAAUUAUGAUGCGUCAUUAUCCGGAUACCGAUCCUGUCGCGAUACCGACUGCAUAGCGUGGUUCGUCGAGAAAUUAAAAGAUUUAGCGCAUCGCGUGAAAGCAAUUUUGUCUAUAAAUGUCCCCAUGAAAAAUCUAACACGAGACGAGUGUGAAAAGUAUAAUAGUGCAACGCAUUGUUAUAUCUGCGAGAAACCGUUCGCGUUAGACGACACACGAGUAUGCGAUCAUUGUCAUCUCACCGGUCGGUACAGAGGUCCCGCACAUUCUAAUUGUAACUUAAAUUACAAAGAUUCCUAUACCAUUCCGAUAGUGUUUCAUAAUUUAUCCGGCUACGACUCACAUUUUAUCAUUAAAGAAAUAGCUACCGCGUUCGAGGGCGCUAUCGAUGUAUGA